Drosophila navojoa is the source of this 2121-nucleotide messenger RNA. RefSeq lists its product as uncharacterized. NCBI's taxonomy places the organism in Eukaryota, Metazoa, Arthropoda, Insecta, Diptera, Drosophilidae. The record is from RefSeq and is a predicted model, not a curated record.
UUCUGCUUAACCCAAUAUUCUAGGAAUCCUAUCCCAAAAUCUACUCAAAUAUUCUCUGUUCACUCAAUGCGCUGCUUUAUCGCUUGGACUUUGCCCUGAUCAAAAGAGUUUUUUUUGUUUGAGUAGAACGUCCUCAGAGUCUUGUAGCUCCCAUGGAUCAGUCCAAUGGCAAGCAUCGUAAGUCGAGUCUCGAUCAGGCUUCGUCCGCAGAGUCCUCGAGCUGUGGCCAGAAGCGCAAGCUCUAUGCGAUAGAGGAGCACGAGGAGCGCUCUGAACGGACGGAGCCGGACGCAGAGACGGAGACGGCGUACGAUGCGGAUGUGGAUGAGGUGGGUGAGCAGCCACCGGAACACCAGCCCCUGUCGCUGGGCAAAUUGGCCAGCGAACGGGAGGUGAUCUACGAGCUGUUCCAGCCGUGGGCGCUCAAGACCUACGGGGAUCAGGCAAAGACCAAGACGAUAACGCUGCGCAAGAAGGUGCGCAUCCUGAAGGCGCUCGAGGGCAAAGAGCACAGCCGACCAGACAGCUCCAAGUUUCGCUUCUGGGUGAAGACAAAGGGCUUUACGACCAAGCGUCCAGAGGGCUUUGAGGAAGCGCCUGGCAGUCGACGUCGUUUCGAGCCCUUGUCCAGCACGGCUGUGCUCUCUGACAAUCCCGGCGCUGUGGAUCUGUUCGCCGCCUCCAAGAGCAAGGACUUCGGUCGUCGCAUCUACCGGAAGGUGGCCUGCGUGGAGGAGUUCUUCGACAUCAUUUACAAUGUGCACAUGGAGCUGGGCGGACGCAGUGGCAUGCACGCGGGACAGAAGCGCACCUAUCGCAUUAUAACCGAAACAUAUGCAUUUCUGCCCCGCGAGGCAGUCACUCGAUUCCUGACCAUCUGCCCCGAGUGCAAGAAGAAUCUGCGCCCCUCUUCGCCCUCGGCCGCCUCCAAGGACGAUCUGGCUGGCAACGAGAGCUCCUCGGAGGUGGAAACCUAUCUGAACUACUCCUCGCACACUGAGAGCUCUCUGGAGGCGGGGCCCACGGCCAAGCGUCGGCGUCACUCGAGCGCCGAGCUCAAGGCACAUGCAGCGCUGGCGGCUGCCACCGCCGGUGGUGCGGCGGCUAGCAGCGCCAGUGCCAGCCACUUGGAUGCCAUUGCACCACCGCCACCAACAAGUCCCAACGCUGCGCCGCUCGCUGAGGCGGCUGCCGCGGCGUCCGUUGAGGUGGACGUGCCCAAGAUACGAGUCAAGCCCCAGUUGCAGCGUCCGUUAAGUCCGCCCGUGGAGCCACAGGCUCCACCACAGUCAGCCGCACAGCUGCCCGGCCUCGACUUGCAGCUGCUCAAGUCCCGAGAUAAUCUUGUCCGCUAUUACGAUUUCAUGAGACGGUUCUAUGCUGGCGGCUCGCUGCUGCCUCAACCGGUCUUAGCGCCGCCCCUCUACGGCAGCAGCCUGCUGCAGAGUCUCAGCUAUCCUCCGACAGCACCAGCCACCACCACCAGUAGCAGCAGCAGUAGCAGCACCACCGUCACUACCACUACUAGCACCACUGCAGCCAGCAACAGCAAGGCGACGCCGGCUGGCGGUGGCUCCUCCCCUCCCCAGGCGGCUGCGUCUUGUGCACGCUCACCCACGGCCACGCCCACCGCCUCAGCUGGAGCAGCGUCAACAGCUCCUCAUACACCCAUAAAUCUAACGAAAUCUUUAUUUUCCAGCUCCAGCAACGGCCAGCCCCCGACCACAUCCACGCCCCUUUCUGCUGCACCGCUCAAGCUGGAGCUGCCCAGUCCGCCAAAGACGCUGCCGCUGCCACUGCCUCUGCCGCUGUCAGCUGAUCUGCGCAUACCGCAGGUGCUGCUGCGCGGCGGCGGAGGCGGUGGCAUCGGCGCCGGCAGCGGUUCGACGCAGCAGCCAUUGCCGCCACUCGAUCUGGAGCGACUCAAGCCAAUAACAUCCACAUAUUUACAGCUAACUCGUAGCAUGGGCUUGAGCGACGAGGAUGCUCUGCGCUUCGAUAAUCUGUUUCUUUUUUCUAUGACAUGCUUGGCUUAUAAAUCUAACGCAUCUAUCGCAAUGUAAAUGAGCUAAUGAGAGAGCGAGACAAAACCAUGCUACACAAAACAAACAAAAAACCAAA